UCUAGCUCUGCCUGCUUAGAACUCUGCCCAGCCAGGAAGGAAACCUACAGGAAGAAGAAUGGCUGCAGGGUGGCUGACAACCUGGUCACAGAACUCCGUGACCUUCCAGGAAGUGGCAGUGGACUUUUCCCAGGAGGAGUGGGCAUUGCUGGACCGUGCUCAAAAAAAUCUAUACAAAGAUGUGAUGCUGGAGAACUUUAGGAACCUGACCUCAGUGGGGUAUCAGCUCUGCAGACACAGUCUGAUCUCCAAGGUGGAUCAAGAAGAGCUGAAGACAGAUGAAAGAGGAAUUCUACAAGGUGACUGUGCAGACUGGGAAAUUCGACUUAAAUCAAAAGAUGCAAUUGCUAUGCAGAACAUUCCUGGGGGAAAAACAUCCAAUGGCAUAAACAUGGCAGAAAAUCAACCUGGUAAGAACUCCCUGGAGUGUAACCAUUGUGGGAAAUUCAGAAAGAACACUCUCUUUAUUUGUACAAGAUAUUGCAAGGGAGAGAAAUGCUAUAAAUAUACAGAGUAUGGCAAAGUCUUCAACCGUCCCUCAACUCUUAGGAGUCAUGUGAGCAUUCACAUUGGAGAGAACACUCUUGAAUUUACUGAUUGUGGAAAAGCUUUCAAUCAAGAGUCAUCCCUUGGGAAACACUUAAGAACUCCCACAGGAGAGAAGUGUCAGGAGUAUGAUCAAUGUGAUAUGUCCUUCAGCCUUCACUCUUCCUGCUCAGUACAUGAGCAAAUACCUACUGGAGAGAAAGGCGAUGAAUGCAGUGACUAUGGCAAGAGAUCUCCCCUUAGUGUCCACAGAAAAAUUGGUAGUGUGGAGGAGGGUCUGGAAUGUAAUGAACAUGAGAAAACUUUCACUGACCCUUUGUCCCUUCAGAACUGUGUCAGAACUCACACUGGAGAGAUGCCCUAUGAAUGCAGUGACUGUGGGAAAGCCUUCAUUUUUCGGUCUUCCCUUCAGAAACACACGAGAUCUCAUACUGGAGAGAAGCCUUAUGAGUGUGAUCACUGUGGAAAAUCCUUUAGCCAGAGCUCUCAUCUGAAUGUGCACAAAAGAACUCACACUGGAGAGAAACCCUAUGACUGUAAAGAAUGUGGGAAGGCUUUCACUGUUCCUUCAUCCCUUCAGAAACAUGUGAGAACCCACACUGGAGAGAAACCGUAUGAAUGCAGUGACUGUGGAAAAGCCUUUAUUGAUCAGUCAUCCCUUAAGAAACACAUACGCUCUCACACUGGAGAAAAGCCUUAUGAGUGUAACCAGUGUGGAAAAUCCUUCAGCACAGGCUCUUACCUUAUUGUGCACAAGAGAACUCACACUGGUGAGAAAACCUAUGAGUGUAAAGAAUGUGGGAAGGCCUUUAGGAAUUCCUCUUGCCUGAGGGUACACGUGAGAACUCACACUGGAGAGAAGCCUUACAAAUGUAUUCAGUGUGAAAAAGCCUUUAGCACAAGCACUAACCUUAUAAUGCACAAGCGAAUCCACACUGGCCAGGAACUCCAUGAAUGAAAUGACGACAGGAAAGUGUUUGUUGCCCCUCAUGCCUCCUUUCUCACUUCAGAACAUACAUUGCAGAGAAGCCCUGUUAUGGCCACAUGGAAACAGCCUUCUGGCCCAACUCUGGCUGGCUGUUACACUGGGACAAACCUUAUAAAUGUUAUAGUGCUGAUUCUUUUUAUCAGUGAGUAUUUCAUUCUUAUGUGUCACAACUUAUUAAGUAUAUUAUGUAGAUCUUAUAGUUAUCUUUUCAGUUUAAUUCCAUUGUGAACAGAAUACAUGGUCUUCAAUAUGUAGAUUCUUUGUGAUAUAGAUUUGAACAUAAUUGCUGGACACUGAUGUACUGAGGCAGACAGAACUAGUUGCUGUCUCAAUAUCGAUUCCUCCCUUCUUUGUUAAAGUAAUAAAAUUUACUAUUUAGUUCAA
Molecule: messenger RNA, 1918 nt
Organism: Chlorocebus sabaeus (green monkey)
Lineage: Eukaryota; Metazoa; Chordata; Mammalia; Primates; Cercopithecidae
Gene: ZNF177
Product: zinc finger protein 177
Biological process (GO): regulation of DNA-templated transcription
Molecular function (GO): RNA polymerase II cis-regulatory region sequence-specific DNA binding; DNA-binding transcription factor activity, RNA polymerase II-specific
Source: RefSeq, a predicted model, not a curated record